Molecule: messenger RNA, 1215 nt
Organism: Penicillium soppii
Lineage: Eukaryota; Fungi; Ascomycota; Eurotiomycetes; Eurotiales; Aspergillaceae
Product: mitochondrial 54S ribosomal protein mL44
Exons: 1
Coding region: 1-1215 (404 amino acids)
Biological process (GO): primary miRNA processing; rRNA processing; regulation of gene expression
Cellular component (GO): nucleus
Molecular function (GO): double-stranded RNA binding; ribonuclease III activity
Source: RefSeq, a predicted model, not a curated record
AUGAAGAGGCUGCAGCUCCAACGAUGGAGCAGCUCAGUCCUCUCACCGCGGGCUCGGAUUGUUAACCGUCUGCAUCAACACAUCUGCGGACAGCGGUAUCAAUCAACCGAUGCCUCCGCUCGGACAAGUGAAAUCCAGCAAAAUGAAUCAAUCUUUGAGGAACCAGCAGCCGUGAACCAACAGAGGUUGGAUCAAAUUGUGAAUGAAUCUCACAUUCGCCGCUCGCAACUUCGAUAUCCCUCUCCCCCGGUCGAAGCUGCUAAACAAUCCGCAAAGCUCGCCGCCCUUCACGCCCGACUUUACCUACCUUCCAGACUGCCCGUUGAGACCCUUGCACGGACGCUAGUUGAUGCGUCGGCCGACUCAAACCCGAAUUUCAACAAUGCCUCGCUGGCAACACUCGGUCAUGACCUCCUUUCCUACUAUGCAACCGAGCACCUUUUGUGCAACUACCCCCGUUUGCCAUUGACCGUAAUCUUCGCCGCUAUGUACGCAUACGCCGGCCCUAAGACGCUCGCCGCAAUGGCAAGAGAAUGGGGUGUCGAGUUCGCCGCGAUCCCAGGUGGAGAAGUUGACCCUGGUCUUUUGCAAUUCCGGAGGCUCGAGGCUGGUGCUGAGGUUCCCUCGCCGCCGCCUAGUCAAACAGCUCGCCCAUACGAAUCGCAGAAGAACUGGAGGAAAACGGUUACCUCCAAGAUCUUUUACGAUGAUGAGUUUGGUGACCCGCUCAAGGGUAACACUGAUGCCGCCGCCGGCGUCACCAGCGAACAGGCGAGUGCGGAGUUUGUCCGCGCGAUCAUGGGUUCCAUCUAUCUGCAUGCUGGUCGCGCUGCUGCCAAGCGAUUCUUUGAGCAGCACUUCCUAUCACGACACCUCAACAUCUCAGAAUUGUUCAAUUUCCACGCACCAGCCCGUGACUUGACCCGGUUGUGUGCACGCGAGGACUUCGAGCGACCAGUUGCCAAGAUCAUUAGUGAAACUGGUCGUAAGAGCAGACACCCCGUUUUCGUGGUUGGUAUCUUCUCUGGCCAGGACAAGCUUGGGGAGGGCGCUGGCGCCAGUCUGGUUGAGGCCCGUGAGCGUGCUGCUGUUGCCGCCCUCAAGGGUUGGUACCUUUACAGCCCUAUCUCUGUCCGUGUUCCCAGUGCGAUGGAGGAGCCAUCCGCUGCGCCGUGGAAGCCAGUGCAUGUUGAUUUGGGUGAGGUCAUUGUUUAA